This is a messenger RNA of Cololabis saira (Pacific saury), 968 nucleotides long. Its product is annotated as polycomb group RING finger protein 3. The transcript is spliced from 10 exons. The coding region runs from base 198 to 947 and encodes 249 amino acids. The record is from RefSeq and is a predicted model, not a curated record. Gene Ontology annotation, cellular component: PRC1 complex. Gene Ontology annotation, biological process: regulation of transcription by RNA polymerase II. Lineage: Eukaryota; Metazoa; Chordata; Actinopteri; Beloniformes; Belonidae.
GCUAGUUCCGUGAGCGCUCGGUCAUUUUCGCCUCUUUGUUUUACUGAUAGUGGAUUUAACUCGGAUCCGGCUCCACAUCCAGCGGUCCUGGCGGCUUUUAAACAGGCUUCGAUGAGAGGCUCUCCAUGAUGAGCAGCUAACAGCAUCUGCUACAACCACAGGACGAUACGUGGCUGCUGCUCCAUCACGGUCCACGCAUGGCGGUCCUCGGGAACCCCGACAUGCUGACGAGGAAGAUCAAGCUCUGUCACAUCAACGCCCACAUCACCUGUCGCCUGUGUGACGGAUACCUGAUCGACGCCACCACCGUCACCGAGUGCUUACACACCUUCUGCAGGAGCUGCCUGGUGAAGUACCUGGAGGAAAACAACACGUGCCCCACGUGUAGGAUUGUUAUUCAUCAGAGCCAUCCACUGCAGUACAUCGGCCAUGACAGAACGAUGCAAGACAUCGUCUACAAACUGGUCCCGGGGCUUCAGGAGGCGGAGAUAAAGAAGCAGAGGGAGUUCUAUCAGAAGUUGGGCAUGGAGGUGCCCGGAGACAUUAAAGGAGAGCUGUGCAACAUGAAAACUCAUCUAGAUCAACGCAACGGUGAUGCCAAAUCGGAGGACACGGCCAACAAGGAGACGGGAGAGGAGAAACCAGAGGAGGACAACGACUACCACCGUAGUGACGAGCAGGUCAGCAUUUGCUUGGAGUGCAACAGCAGCAAACUCCGGGGGCUGAAGCGCAAGUGGAUCCGCUGCUCAGCACAAGCCACCGUCCUCCACCUCAAGAAGUUCAUCGCCAAAAAGCUCAACCUGACAUCGUUCAACGAGCUGGACAUUUUAUGCAAUGAAGAAAUCUUGGGAAAGGACCACACUUUGAAAUUUGUUGUUGUGACGAGAUGGAGAUUUAAGAAAUCUCCGCUCCUGCUUCAUUACAGACCCAAGAUGGACCUGCUGUAGCUACAACGGACACAAUGGUUG